AUGAUCGGCAGAAAUCUGCUCCAAAGUACCAAAAACAAUGCCUUACCCCCGCUGUUGCAGCUCCUUGCAUGCCUAAGAUUUUUUGCCACUGGGGCAUACCACAAGCUUAUAGGCGACAGUAUGCAUGUAUCUGAGUCCACUGUUGGGAGAUGCUGUCGUUCUGUGACAGAUGCAAUCCUUGGUAUUCGAUGGCACUUUAUCAGCUUCCCCAGAGAUGACAAGGCAAGGCAAACAAAACAAGAAUUCAUCAAAAUAGCUGGUUUCCCAAAUGCCCUUGGGUGUGUAGAUGGCACUUUCGUUAGAAUUAUGACUCCCUCUAAUAAUGAACAGGAUUUCGUUAACAGAAAAGGCUAUCACUCGCUGAAUGUACAGAUGGUUUGUGAUGCCAAGUUCCGCUUUACAAGCAUUUGUGCCAACUGGCCUGGCAGCGUACACGACAGUCGGAUCUGGCGGGAAUCUGCACUUUGCCAACAAUUUGAGAGAGGUGAACAUAAUGGAUUUUUACUGGGUGAUUCUGGAUACCCCUGCAGGCGGUUUUUGAUGACACCAUACCUUAACCCCCAAACCGAUGCACAACAAAGAUUCAACGCCUCCUUAUGCCGAACGAGAGUGCUCAUCGAACAGAGUUUUGGUAUUCUUAAACGACGGUUUUCGUGUCUGCAAGGAACUCUGAGCACCACACUACCCCCUAGACCUAGGGGCUGCAGUUCUGGACUGGUACUGGGGAUCAGUGCCACCAAUAACAACGAUUCCAGCUACUUCGUAGGCAUCAUCGACGUCAUUAUUAUCGACAUCGUCUACAUAAACAUCAUUAUUAUCAUUGACAUCAUCGAAUUCACCAUCAACCAUAGCAUUCAAAACGAUGUACACCUCAGCAUGGUGCACGAUCUGUUUUCAGUGAAGAAAAGCGCAAAAAUGUCACCGUAA
Saccostrea echinata is the source of this 927-nucleotide messenger RNA. Its product is annotated as putative nuclease HARBI1. The coding region runs from base 1 to 927 and encodes 308 amino acids. The transcript has 5 exons. The record is from RefSeq and is a predicted model, not a curated record. NCBI's taxonomy places the organism in Eukaryota, Metazoa, Mollusca, Bivalvia, Ostreida, Ostreidae.